AUGUUGAUAUUUCCUCCGUCCACGAGUAUAAACAUGUCUGGAAAUCUCUCGUUCCUGCCCGGAUAUCUCAGAGUAUCAUCCAGAGCACCCAGCAAAGAGGAAUCGAAACCAUACGCAACUCUCCACACAUAUAAUUACACCACAUUAUCACAUACGCAGUUACCCUCCAUUACGUCCCAUCUACAAUCAUGCAUUUCUCCUCAAUCCUAUCCCUCUCCGUCGCUCUCAUCACCCCCCUCAUCAGCGCCUACCCCAUCAGCGGCGACUCCGUCAACUGCCGCUCCGGCCCCGCAACAAGCUACAAAGUCAUCAAGACCUACGCCAAAGGCCACGAUGUCAAAGUAACCUGCCAAACCGUCGGCGAAACCGUCAAAGGUGACAACCUCUGGGACAAAACAGCCGAUGGCUGCUACGUCGCGGACUACUAUGUGAAAACCGGCACCACCGGCAGGGUUGUCAACACCGAGUGCAAGACCGGCGGAACUGGCGACUCCUCCAUGAACGGCAAGAUCACUCGCAAGGAAAUUAUCGCCCGUGGAAAGUACUGGAUCGAUCGCCACGUCUCGUACUCCAUGAAGGGGUACUACCCAGACCCGAAGGGUACCAGCUACCGCACCGACUGCUCGGGCUUCGUGGCGAUGGCUCUCCAUGCUUCGGCUCCGGGAUACUCUACUGUUGAACUCCCGAGAAUCGGGACGCAGAUCGCUUGGAAGGAUCUCCAGCCCGGAGACUUUGUGGGGACUCUUGGUCCUGGAACUGGUGGCUCUGGUGGCCACGUUACGCUGUUCUUGUCGUGGACUGAUAGCACUAAGAAGGCGUAUAACACCCUUGAGUGCCGUGGUACUGCUUACGGAUGCGUUGCUUACAAGCGCAAUGUUGGAUGGAAGGAUGGUAGCUUCACUGCUAAGCCAUACAAGUACAUCCAUGUGGUGUAAAUGGUGGUUUAUAAGAGUGGCUUGUAUAUUAUUUUUUCGUUGACAUGAAGGGGGGCUAUUGUACGGGAGUGUUAUUGGAUACCUUCUUAAAAUAUAUUGCAGAUAGAAUUCAAUUAAGUUAACUGGACUGGGAA
Molecule: messenger RNA, 1069 nt
Organism: Pseudogymnoascus verrucosus
Lineage: Eukaryota; Fungi; Ascomycota; Leotiomycetes; Thelebolales; Thelebolaceae
Exons: 1
Coding region: 189-935 (248 amino acids)
Source: RefSeq, a predicted model, not a curated record